Molecule: messenger RNA, 9584 nt
Organism: Dermacentor silvarum
Lineage: Eukaryota; Metazoa; Arthropoda; Arachnida; Ixodida; Ixodidae
Product: glutaminase liver isoform, mitochondrial
Exons: 16
Coding region: 311-2284 (657 amino acids)
Biological process (GO): L-glutamine catabolic process
Molecular function (GO): glutaminase activity; protein binding
Source: RefSeq, a predicted model, not a curated record
CAGCGUGAAUAACUACAUCGCCAAAUACGAUUUGCAAAGAAGUAGCGAUGUUUGACCUCAAUAAUUGCCAACAGGGCCCUAUUCUUUCUCCAAAAUUAGCGUCAGUAGCCUGACGGCACGCCCAAUGGGUAUUCGUUUUGUGAGUUUGUUUUAUUUUUAUUCGGGGGAAUUUAACGGGGGUCCCCUCGCAAAUAGCGCAUGCAGAGCGCGGUUCUCUUAUCGCCACCAACGUCGCGGAGAUCCGUCAACAAAGACUUGCCGUCUCGCACCUCAUCACUUGUUCGGCUCGUUGGAGGCGCGCUCGAAGUAAAUGCCUCUGUACAGAGCCACCCGGGACAUGAUUCGGAGAUUCGGAAGGGUUGUGAGCUACCACAGGCGUGCUCCUAAGGUGUGUCCUACUAGGACACGGCUUCUGCAGCCACAAGCGACCAGUCAGCAGCAGUCCGCCCGCUUUAUCAAUCGCUAUGCAUCGCUGGAAACUACGUCCCAUGCAAAUCGAGUGUUUGUACCGGCCGAAGAGUUUCAGCACGACAAGGAGAAACCUUUCGAUACACAUGAAAAUGGUCCCGUGAAUGUGGAAGACCUUCUGUUUGAUAUGUUCAAGGAUGCAGAUGAUGCAGUCUGCGUGGGAAAGUUCUUGAAUGCACUGUUCACAACUGGGCUGUGGAAGAAUGAUCCACGUCUCAAGGAGAUGAUGCAGAACUUGAGAAACGUUCACAAGGAGAAAUCACCCGUCCGUUCACUUGAAUCGCUUGCUCUGAACAGGGAAACAUUUGCUCAAGUGAUCCGAGAGAACAUCGUUCUCAUCACUCGAGCCCUGCGCCACCAGUUUGUGAUUCCAGACUUUCAAGACUUUAUUCGCUAUGUUGAGGACUUCUACUGGAAGUGCAAAGUGAACACUGGUGGAAAGGUGGCUUCCUACAUUCCCCAGCUGGCCAAGUACAAUCCAGACUAUUGGGGAGUGAGCAUCUGCACUGUGGAUGGCCAGAGGUUCUCGAUCGGAGACACAGAGAUUCCGUUCACGAUCCAGUCGUCUGGCAAACCCAUCAACUAUGCCAUUGCGCUCACCGAGCUUGGCUCAGACGCUGUCCAUCAAUACGUGGGCCAGGAACCAAGCGGCAGGAUGUUCAACGAGCUUGUCCUCGAUUACAACAAAAAACCACACAAUCCCAUGGUUAAUGCUGGAGCCAUUGUCGUUGCUUCGCUGCUCCUGUAUCUUUUGCAGCCAGAGAUGAGGACGUCUGAGAAAUUUGACUGGAUGCUCCAGUACUACAAAGCAGUGUCGGGAGGCGAGUAUCUUGGCUUCAACAAUGCCAUAUUUCUUUCGGAGAGAGAAGCUGCUGACAGAAACUAUGCCAUAGGGUUCUACAUGAAGGAAAACAAAUGCUUCCCUGAGAGGGUCAACCUCAAGGAAACCAUGGACUUCUACUUUCAGCUGUGUUCUCUCGAAGUUAACUGCCAGUCCGUGAGCGUCAUGGCAUCAACAUUAGCCAAUGGUGGUAUCUGCCCCGUCACUGGCCACCAGGUUAUGAAUGGGGUGUCCUGUCGGGAUGUCCUGUCGCUGAUGCAUUCAUGCGGAAUGUACGAUUAUUCCGGCCAGUACGCCUUCAAGGUUGGCCUUCCAGCCAAGUCUGGUGUCUCGGGCUGCACAAUGGUGGUGGUGCCCAAUGUGAUGGGCAUCUGUCUCUGGUCACCCCCUCUGGACGUCUACGGAAACUCUGUCCGAGGCGUGCAGUUCUGUGAGGAGCUGACUAGGGUGUUCAGCUUCCAUCACUAUGACAAUCUGCGCCACAUCACACAGAAGAAGGACCCCCGGCGGCAAAAGUAUGAGACCAAGGGCCUCAAGGUGGUCAGCCUGCUCUUCAGUGCUGCCAGUGGGGAUGUCACAGCCAUGCGUCGCCACUACCUGUCGGGCAUGGAUAUGGGGCUGAGUGACUACGAUGGCCGCACAGCCUUGCAUCUGGCCGCUGCCGAAGGCCACCUGGAGUGCGUGGAGUUUUUACUAAAAAUCUGCGGUGUGGACGCCAAUGUCAAGGACAGGUGGGGCCACACCCCGCUAGACGACGCACGCCAAUUCGGCCACGCUUCUGUGGCCGACUAUCUUGCCAAGUGGGAGGCACCCUCCUUGACUGCGGCGGUGGCAUCUGUCGCCAACCAUCAGCCACAGGCACCAUUGCCGCAGAACGACGCCGACAGCAGCGACGCCCUGCCACCGGCCCCCAAGGCAGCAGCGGCCGAUGGCACCAGCCGUCCCGACAUUGCUGCUUUUAAGGGCAAAAGGUGAAUGGCACGUCCAGUCCGCAUCGGCAGGGAUCCUUUGUCCACGCUUAGUGGCGUAAGUGGAGGCUGUGCAUCCUCUCUCAGAAAUUGUUUCCUACUAACUUUAUAGGAUGCCUGCCCCUUCACUUCCGUAACUUUCUCGCUGGGAAGACCGAUGCGAGCGUUGGCCCCCCUAGGAACUUUCCCGUUCCGCUAUUCUGCUUUUGAUGCCAGCAAGAACUGUCUCGAUGUCGUGUGUGCCUACUGGCUGAAGCGGUGGAAGUGGUUGGGCUGAUUUACUCAAUUAAAUUUCUGCAGUGCUGAUAAGUGUUCACUGGAACAUCAAUGCAUUUCGCCACAGAUCUUUAAGGCUUACUUCUUGAAACUGGUGCUACCACAGGAUUACUGCAAAAUGGAUAUUACUUCAGUACUGUUUGGCUUCAAUUCCGCAGUCGGGAAAUGUGCUCUUUCCGUAGUGUCUUUCUGAAAGCUGCAUUGAUGGCACAACAUAUUGCUAUAAAGCAAGCAAGAAGCAUUCUGUAGACAGCUGAAACAUCUGGUUAGAAUCACUCUGAGAAAUGGUUGCCUCUUUCAAGCUGAAAAGAAAUGGUUUCAGAGCCUGUUUUUAUAGCUUUAUCUCCAAAGCAACUGCAAUGGCUCCAAAUCGCUUGGCUGUGUUGACUUGCAGAUGUACAACAUCUGGUAUCGUGGCAUGUUGCUUGACCUAGGAGGCCAUGACACGUCUUCUUGUAGAAUCGUCAGUGUAAAAGAUGUUGUGACUUUUCAAGUUCAAAUAACUUCUUGUUUCAGUCAAGCUUCGUAGUGCAUGGGAAAAUGUGCAUAAGUAAAGAAUUAGAACCAUGUGAGCAUUCAAAUGUCAUACAAGUCAAGAAAAUCCUGUAUUGAAACAUACUGAAGAAUAAGUGCACAAGCAGUAUAAAAAAUGUACACUGUGCAAGAAGUGAUGGCAGUGCAGAAAUUUAACCAUUAAAGACUGUUUUCAGUCUACGCUUGGAUAAAAAGAACUAAGUCUGGCUUGCCAUAAACAUGAUCUGAUUAUGAGGCACGCCGUAGUGAGGGACUACAGAUUAAUUUGGUCACCUGGGGUUCUUUAGAACCCAAUGCAUGGUACACGGUCUUUUUGCAUUUCGCCCCCAUCGAAAUGCGGCCACUGUGGUCGGGAUUUGAUCCUGCAACCUCAUGCUUAGCAGUGCAAUGCCAAAGCCACUAAGCAACCACGGCAGGUUACACUUGGAUACAGGAAGAGACAUCUUUCAGUUGCAUUGUUAAAGACUUAAAAAAUAAGAUAGCAGAUGAAUGCCACUUAAUGUAAUGUCUCUAUCCCAACCACUUCCGAUACUCCGGCCAGUUAUUGUGCACUGCAGGAAAACAGCCCUUGCAGGGAUCAAAGUCAAAGUAGAGCAGCUUAUGACACAGCCGCUGCACGCUUUUGCCCUUUCUAACCUCAACCUGCGGACACGCGAUGGUGCUGAUGCUGAACACAUAUAAAUUGCGUGUAUGCGUGUAUUCUUAAUUCACACUGCUAUCCUUCUGCUGUGUUCAGUGCAUGACCUUUCCAGUGUUGCUUACAUAGGGAUCAGAAGUUUGUGUAUGUGUGAAAGCCAAUUAUGCAAGUGUCACAUGAAGUUUUGUUCAACUCUUAUGUGGCACAGGUGCCAUUGAAACAUCUAGUUACUGUGAAACUGUGGAAAAUCUCAGGUCCAAUAUAGUUCUGUGAUCUUAUGCAUGUUGGCAGUGUAAAGAACUGUUAGCACUAUUUAGCAGAUCUUGUACAUUGUUAGUGCAAAGUGCUGCUUUUAUAAGAGUAUAGUAGUCAUAGCGACGAUGCACUUCUGGAUUUCCUAAAAUUUGCUAAGGAUGAAAAAAGUUAGUUAUUGAAAUCCUAAUGUUGAAUGUCCUUGAUGAAAUGGAUUGUUGAGGUGAUAAAAUCUUCAAUAUUAUUGCAUUUCCCAAUAUAGUUGAGCAAUGGGCCAAUUAAUUUAUGGAAUACAGAUCUCAUCCCAUUGGAUGCCAUGUUUGCCAAACAGUGUUCUUGUCACGUCCUGCAAGAGUUCGGAGUGACGUUACUGGAAUGUAAUAACCUAACUUCUGGAAUACCAUAUAAGUAAUAUUAGACUGGAGAUUGUGCCAGGAUUGGAAAUAACAUACGAGAGACUAGGCAUAGCCUUGAAAUGCCUGGUUAAGCUCAUUUCUACAGUUUCAGUGCAGUUCUGGAAGCAUUUCAGUGAGGCUAGUUAAUUGCUUGUAAAUUAAGAAAGAUUGCAUUACAUUUGAAAAUACACAUGCGCUUAACCUGGUAAUUUUCACAAACUUUCCUGGCACAUUAAGUGAGUCACGAGUAAACUUCUUGAAAUCCAUGACAUCACAACGUCGCAUCAUUGGUUCCACUGUUUGGGUGGGAAAUUGAAGGUGGAAGAACAAGUUUUAUUUUUUUUCUGCUAACAAAUCGUCUUUUUCCACAGUAUGCAAAGGGAGCUAGCGUCAAAAUUGCAAUAAAAUAUGUAGCCUCCUUGAUUCGCAAGAGGGUCGCUCCCCCCUACUUGGGUCACCAACUACUUCAAUUGCUUGCUUCCUGGCCAGCUGGGGUCACUCAACUCAUUUGCAUGUACUGUAUGUUGCAUCAAUAAGCGAGCUUGGUACGAAUACUUCUAGUGAAACCACAGGCUUGUGUACACGAAACUUUUGCACACAGAUGGUGCAUGGUGCAUUUUGCUUAAUACUAUCUCGGUGCAGUGCUUCACUUGUCUCGUCCUACAUUCUGGGACAACGACAGACCAAGAAAAACGAACAAUUUCCUUGAGGAAAUGAACAAUGGUUAGAACUGAAUCAUCCACCAUUAAGACAAUGAAAUGUAGAGAGUGGUUGUCACCCUUUGGACGACAGACAGCAUCACCACUCAUUUCAUAGAGAAAUUCUACCCUGAGAAAUUCUAUCAUUGCUGCAAAAGAUACGUACUUAUAUUCCGUAAAAAGCAAGUAAACACUGCAGCUAAGCAUAUCAAGCUAAAUGCACCACGAAAUGUCAACUGUGUGAUAUUUGAAUGCAAAUGUGGCGGUGGUUCAGCAAGAAGAGUUAUUUAUGCCAGGUUUAAUUAUCUAACCAACAUUCUAUAUAAAGUGCCCGCCGCUGAGGAGCAUUGUUAAUUUUUCACAGGAAGCAUAAGAGCACCACUAAUAGACUUAUUUCACUUCUAGUCUCUCACUACACCACUGCUGCUGCAAAGCAUGCCAGUAGGUGUAGUCGUUGGCGGGCUGAAGAGCAACUAUGUUAAGAAGCAUGUUGUACCAUGACAAGUCCACUUGAGAUUGCGGCAGAGAUUGCACUGGAGAUCAAAAGGCAGGGAGAGGACAAUAUGAAGGUUCUACAAUAGGAGUUAGGGUGAGGAAUGCACCCCCUAGCUUACCUCUAAAAUUCAACGCAAAAAUUACUGCAGGUACUGCAUAAAAACGAUGAGGACUACUGUUGUCAUGGUGCUGGUAGGGCCACCACACAUAUGCUCCGAGUGUGGCGAGAUUGAUCUAUUUGCAGCCUGGCUGCUACAUUGUCGCCUCAGCUGACAGAAAGUAAGCAGUGUGCCCUUGUGCACAGGGUUGACUUCAAUUCAAGUUUUAAUUUUAUUUGGUGUUGCAUUUCAUUGUACAGAUAUCCACCCACUGUUCGGGCACAUAGCCAAAGUGCUUUUAUGCCACGAUGUGGCCUGCUGGGCCUGAAGUGUACUGUGCAAAGGCAUCGUGUUGGAAUGAACUUGCACAACCCAGUCCAGCAUUACCGGCUAGUCUGCAGCAUGACUUGGUGUUUUCCUUCUAUGUCCCUUUCAUGCCUUUCUUGCAAACCAAUGUGAAACCACUAAACUGCAUACGAGACCCCAAAAUACAGAUUGCCAAUCUGUGUAAUGUACUUAUGCUUAAAACGUCAUUGUGUGGGCUAGAAAAAGUGCAUGAUGCACACUUUAAUGUACCCUGGUUAUAGAUCUGUUUCUUAAGUCACGUUGCUAUGAUUUUAAUUCGCAAUGUCAUUUUAUUUAUUGGACUUAUACAUCGUGUAUGCAACCGUAGCAUGUUGCUUUUACUUCUUUACUUGCCCUUUUGGCAUUAUAUAUUUUAAGAAUCUGUUAGCACUGCAUAGAUUUUAUGUACAUAGAAAUUGUUCAUAGUUGCCAUUUGUUUUUGGUUGUGUUCAUUAAACAAUUUUGUGACUUUUGUACCUGUAAAACUACACCUUACCGAUCAGAGUAAUGCUGUAUGUGCAACUCUUGCAAACUGUGACUAUGGUGUCGGCGGAGUUGGACGACCUGCAGAACCAGUAUACUGCUGAAUUGCAAUAUGUUAUAGUAAUAGAGCUCUCAAAAAAAAUCACUAGAGGCAACUCUGGCACCAAUGUCUACGGGAGCUGGAGGUAUGGCAGCUCAGACAGCAUUGUAUCGAUAGGCAGUGCAUGGAUUUUCCCAAACUCCGACCUUCUGGCUUAGAAUGGCUUUGUGAAUUUUCAAAUGAAUAAUUUUCAACAAGAUAUUGCGUUAUAAGUACAACCAUACGCAAUAGUUAUGCAUGUGGACGGAGACAUUGCCUUGCUGUGUUUAGAAAACUACGAGUGUUUGGAACUUUAGUAAGCUAAAAGCGCAAUAAAUAAUGCCACAAGAUCAUCUGAAGUCACAUGCAUGAAGGUUAUACAAAUCCUUGUACGUCACCGUGACUGAAAUGUGGAGAGUGGUUUAGGCUAUGGUAGUUGAACAAUUGCAGCGCACGAGCUCCCUCUUGUAAUUUUUGCUAGAAACUCUAUGGUUGCAAUGACUUGAUUCUUGCAAGAAUCUUGUAGUCAGCUGUUUUUUUUUUUUUUUUCUUCAAGUCUGAUCUGAUUUUUACAUCUAUUCUGCUGAACACAUGCACUUAAUCUUUCAUGAACAAUAUCCAUAACAAUGAAAGCUACAGAAAUUAUGUCCAGUGCGUUUGAGUAAAAUGAAGAGCACGGAAUUUAAUUUGUCCACAGCAUUGCACUUGGCAUUUGUUCAAUGGAAUGGUGAUGAAUGCACACCUUUUGAUAAGCUUUUGUAUGGUGAAGAAAAGUGUGGUGAAUGGUGCUUGAAGAGUACAAUGCUUUGUGUAGGAUGUUCAGCUCGACUAAAUAUGUGCAGGGCUGCUUUGUCGUACAGUAUUGUAACAUGCUCAAAUAUAGGUUGACUCUCACUUGACUUUUUUUUAACAAAAAUUUCUAAAUUGGGAAAUUUGAAUUGUAUUCACGACUUUAAAGGGGAACUGCAACACUAUAAAAAUGCAGGAAAAAAAAACUUUCUCGAUGUGUACACGAGCCACAUAUUAUUCCGCUGCACGCAGUGAUCGCUCACGCUCUCCUGCGGUCCCCUCUAUUAUGCACCGCCUAUGGCGUCAUAGACCCAAACGACAGCCAUAGAUGCCAUUCAUUUGUGAUCGUGAGUUACUCCCAAGCCAAAGGUCAUGCACACACACACAUCCCUCCAUUCUUCUAGCAAACUGAGAAGCGGCAGUUGUUAGUGUGUCACGUCCAUCCUGUUACCAUUUCUUUGUCGCAGUUUGCCGCCUUUGUCAGCCGGCAACCUUGAAGAUUAGAGCAACUGAAAGUUGAGCAAGUUGGUAGGGACUUUUGUUACUGAAAGGCGAAAGGUCGCACAAUGGCGGAAAAGAAAAAAAGACACAAAACUUACCUACGCGUGCUCGAGGGAAGGCAGCGCCAACCUGCCAGUCAUAGACACAUGCGGGCAUUCACGUAAGAUAAAUGUUUAGGCAUGACAAUUCCUCUUUGUGCAAGGCAAUUGAGAGCUGACUUAAUGAUAUGCGAUGCCUCAUAAACUCGCCUAAUUGAGGGCUGACUUAACGAUAUGCCAUGCCUCAAUUGUAAGGUGUACUUCGGUCUUGUGUCUGAACAAAACCAUACUUUUAGACGGUGUUCCACUGGUAGGGAGUAUUUAUGCUCAGUUAAUCUCUGACUGAUGCAAGACCUGUCUGCCCUACAUAAAAAGUUACCCCAGCUAAAAGUUGAUAGUCGGCGUUUGUGUUGGUCCUACUUGCCUCCUUGUUUGCGUGCCUGCCUUUCAGUAACGUCAACCUAAAGAGUGACCAUAAGUGCACCGUGAAAAGAAGAAAAACUAAGCAGGCAAUAGGCCAUCAAGUUGCUAUCAGUGCUACCCCAGUGGGGAGAAAACAUUUAUCAAAAUUUCCUGCAGGAAUAUAUUCAUUGAAAGCCAUCUUAACUUACUCCAGUACAUUCUCAGUUAUUGAAGAAAAGGUGUUGCAUGACCCCUUUAUUUUCGGUCUAUAAUAUCAUUAAGUAUACCAAAGUGGGACAAUUCACUUUCCACUGUGAACUCCGAUUCAGGCGAAGAACAUCGCAGGUCCUAAACAGGCUGGAGGGUGACGUUAUCGGAAAGCCGAUUCCAGGAGUUUCAUCGAACCUUCUAGGCAGCUAACAGCAAUGCCUUUUGCCGAUGCAUCAGGCUCAGGCAGUAAUGUGUUAAAAUAAGUAAUAUGUCAUGUUAUAGUAUUCUCUCCUGUUAUUUGAAAGCUACAGGCUGAAUUAUUUUUGUUUCUCUGUGUUUCAGUACAUCAAAAGUUGGGCCCUUAAUUACUCAACCUGUAUUUGACAGUGUCUUGUGAGGGAAGCCGUUUGCGAGUUGCAACAAUGUGGGGCCAUAUUCUGGAAUGAUCACUUUUGGAAACACUUUCACCUUUACCCACUGGAUUGACUUAGUAGCUAUGGUGGCCUUGUGCAGUGCACGAAGUCACCGUCAUAAUUCUGCAGCUGCAUUAGGCAAUACUCGCCUACUUACUUUUAAUGUCAUGAAUGUGGAGCCCUCCACCACAGCCCAGCUAUUGCCUUGGGAAGUUAGACAGUUGCUCCCAUUUUCCGAUUUUAUUCAUUAUGCCUGCUAUUGCAACCAGUUUGUCACAGGUGGUGUCCCCAGAAGUCAACGUUCCAAGAUAGAGCCCCCAUUUAUUGUUGCAUAAGCGUGAUAAUAAUGGUGAUGCGUCAUCAUAUAGUGUGACAAGUCUUUCAGCGUGAAGGAACACUGGUGCCUGCUCUGUUUUGUGUGUAAAGUUCUAAGGCUUUUGCAUCAGCUGUGCAAAUGUCGCUUUCCCUGUUGCAUUACUAUAAAAGUGAUGUCUAUAGAAUGUGUUGUGAAGGAAAGCACAGUGUUUCUAUUAUGUGAUUGCUGCACUUGUGUCUGUAGCUGUAUUCCAGAUAGCAUUGCAAAGCAUCUGAUAUGGCAGCCCAAGGUCAGUCUUUGAAGACGACCGUUUGCCCAACAUUAAAAUGAACAUGGUCUGACAAAA